Molecule: messenger RNA, 1405 nt
Organism: Ixodes scapularis (black-legged tick)
Lineage: Eukaryota; Metazoa; Arthropoda; Arachnida; Ixodida; Ixodidae
Product: adenosine deaminase
Exons: 9
Coding region: 253-1308 (351 amino acids)
Biological process (GO): inosine biosynthetic process; hypoxanthine salvage; negative regulation of adenosine receptor signaling pathway
Cellular component (GO): external side of plasma membrane; cytosol
Molecular function (GO): adenosine deaminase activity
Source: RefSeq, a predicted model, not a curated record
UGAAAAAAAAAAAAAAAAAGAAGAGAUAAAUGAGGUUGUUUUAGUUGAAGGGACGUUUCGUAUCAAACCUGUUUGCCAUGACACUUCACCCGAUGUCUGCAGGACUCCAGGAUCAAACAGGUGUUGCGUUUCCGGCAUACAGGCGCCAGUGAUAUUUCAGCAUUGCCUCAAGAGGAAGCGCCGCUACGUCGUCCCUGUUCUAUACGUGUCCGUGAGCUCGCGUCAAGCUGAUUACAGUGAAACAGACUUUUCAUGGAGCUACCAAAGUACAAGAUUCAGCUCCACGGCCACCUGGAGACCCACGUGCGGCACUCUACCAUCUGGGAUUUGGUCCAGAAGAAAAAACUCGAUUUGGGCUAUAAAAGCAUCGAAGACGUGGUCCAGAAGACUAAAGCUGAACCCAGCUCGACGCUGGCCAAUUACCUCAAGGAGAUAGCAAAUGUUGCGAAAGCUAUAAGAGGUGACCGAGACGCUGUCGUCCGCAUCGCCUACGAAGCUGGAGUGGAUCUGGCCGCCCAGGGCGUGCUCUACGGCGAGAUGUUUCUCGGCACGACUACGUACGUCGGCGACGCGUCGGGCUCUUCGCUCCGCACAGCGGCGGAGGUGGUCGAAGCAGUGCUGGAGGGCUUCGCCAAGGCAGAGCGGGAGAAGGACAUCAAGCUGAGACUCGUGCUUGUCAUAGCAAGGGCGCUACCAGAGACUGCCGAAGAGGCGCUCAACCUAUGCUACGAGUACCGUGACCGUGGUGUCGUUGGCAUCGAUGCUUGCGGAAGCAUCAAGGGAAUGCCAACCGCCGAAGAAGGCGAAGAAGUCCUCGCACCGGAAAUCAUCCAAGCUUUAAAGAAUGCAUCUCAGCUUGGCGUUCAUCGCACCAUACACGCCGGUGAGUCUGGUCCACCGUCGAACGUGGCACGUGCAAUCGAAGUACUUGGGGCGGAGCGGAUAGGCCACGGCUACAGCGCCAUCAUGGAAAACGGCAGCACGUAUCGUCUCGCUCUGCGCCGAAGAAUCCACUUCGAGGUCUGCCCUACCUGCAGUUACCUGACGGGUGCGGUCAAGAAAGACCAGGAACAUCCUCUCGUCAGGCUAUGCAAGGACGGCGCGAGCUUCUCUAUCAGUACGGAUGGACCCACCCUGACUCACACCACUCUGGAAGACGAGUACCGCCUCGCACUUUCUCUCGGACUAACCCCGGAAGACAUCGUGAAAUCUAACCGGUCCGCCAUCUUGGCAAGUUUCCUGCCAGUUCACGAGAAACAGGAACUGCUGAAGAAAUUUGACGAGCUGAACGGAAUUAGCGGACUUUAAGACAGCGACCGGAGCCUAGAAGGAAUGAUAUCCCCUAGAGAAUAGCAAACAACAAAUACAUAUGUGGGAUUACAUAAACAUUUUAUUCCUUAUGUGA